Molecule: messenger RNA, 1242 nt
Organism: Rosa rugosa (rugosa rose)
Lineage: Eukaryota; Viridiplantae; Streptophyta; Magnoliopsida; Rosales; Rosaceae
Product: pentatricopeptide repeat-containing protein At5g65560-like
Exons: 1
Coding region: 1-1242 (413 amino acids)
Molecular function (GO): protein binding
Source: RefSeq, a predicted model, not a curated record
AUGGCGGAGACUGAAGUCAAGUGUGCGGAUGACCUCGAGAAACAUGUAAUGAAGGUUUUCGAGGAGGCCACCAAAGACUGUGAGGACAAGGAAUUAAAUGAGAUAUUUGACAUGAUUAGGAACUAUGACGACCUUAACGAGUAUGCAAUAUCGGUGUUCAAUUCCAUGGCAAAUGACAAGUUUAUUGAGGUAGCUAGAGAGCUCUUUAAGCCUCGCUCUGAGUCUGAGUCGACUGCCGUACUGCCUGAUGUGGCCAUCUACACCGUUGUCAUUUGGGCCUGCAUCUCUGCCGGCAAGAUCAUGGCUGCUCACAGGGUCUACCACCACAUGAUAGCCAACGGUGUCGCCCCCACCUCCUGCACUUACAUUAUUCUCAUCAACACACUUGCAACAAACUCAUCUUCUGAUGUCAGUUUUGUUGGGUAUGCCAAGAAGUAUUUUUUGGAAAUGUUGGAUAAGGGGAUGACGCCUAUUUCGUCCUCCUACAUGGCCGUCUUCAAAGCCAUUGCUCGCCAGGAGCCGGUGGAGAAGGCCAGGGAGUUCCUUGAGCAGAUACAAACAAAGGGGUUCAGCCCUAAGUUGGAUGUUCCUCACUUUGAUGUGGCCUACAUGGAAGAAGCAAUGAAUGCGUUGAAGAUGUCUGAUGUUCUUAUCAACGCCACCACUGACAACAAGUUGCAAAAACUCUACCGUGAGUGGAGCACCACCCGCAAACCCCUCAGGGAUGAGUUUCCGAAGAUGUACAAAGCCUUGAAAGCCGAUGGCAAUGAUGACCAGGCCAUGGAGCUCUAUAGGCGCGCUUGGGAUACAAACAUAAUUCCAGAGGUCGUACUUCACACCGGUGUUAUUGAAGACUGUCUCAAGGCUGGCAACACCGAGUGUGCUCUGAAGGCUUACAGGACCAUGUUAGCUACUGGGGUUGCCCCAAACUCCUAUACAUACACUGUUUUAAUCAAGGGACUCACUGCUGACCCCCACUUCGUUGAAGAUGCCAAGAAGUGCUUGCUUGAGAUGAUGGACAAGGGAAUGAGGCCCAAUGCUGCUACCUACACUGCAGUCAUAGAAGGUUUUGCAAGGCAAGAGGACAAGGAAGCUGAGGAGGAGGGUAAACAGUUCGUGGAGGUCAUGAUGGAUAAGGGGCUUGAGCCAAACGUAAAGGCUAUGAUGGAGGUUUUAAAGGGAAGACCAAAAGGUGUUAUAAGAAGGGUCAUCAGCAUUGUUCUUUCCAAGUUGAAGGGCUGA